This is a messenger RNA of Schizophyllum commune H4-8, 2475 nucleotides long. RefSeq lists its product as uncharacterized. Gene Ontology annotation, cellular component: cytoplasm. The transcript is spliced from 5 exons. Gene Ontology annotation, biological process: peptidyl-proline hydroxylation; regulation of translational termination. Gene Ontology annotation, molecular function: peptidyl-proline dioxygenase activity; L-ascorbic acid binding; iron ion binding. Lineage: Eukaryota; Fungi; Basidiomycota; Agaricomycetes; Agaricales; Schizophyllaceae. The coding region runs from base 91 to 2115 and encodes 674 amino acids. The record is from RefSeq and is a predicted model, not a curated record.
UCGGACUUGGUACAUCAUCCAUCUCUCACAAAAAAUAUCCCCUCUCUCUUUCUCGUCCUCCCACUCAGCGCCGCUAAGCGCCUCGGCAGCAUGGUCAAAACGCACGAGCGCUCCCCCGACUCCGCCGAUGCCGGGCUCGUCAAGCGACUCAAGACGGCUGCCGCAGCGUCCACCGCCGUGGAGGACGACGUCGAGGCCCGCUUCUCGGAUGGCCUCCUCGCGCACACCACGAUCGCGCGCCUGAACAACAUGUACCGCAACAGCCAGCCAUUCCACUACGCGCUCGUCGACAAACUCUUCCAGGACGAUCUGCUUAAGCGCGUCAAGGACGAGUGCGUCAGUGAGCUGAGCUUCACCGAAAAAGAGACCGACAUCUUGCGCAAUGCCCUGUACUCCCCCAAAUUCCGGGACUUUGUCCGCUCCGUCACCGGAUGUGGUCCUCUCUCGGGGUCGAAGCAGGACAUGUCCGUCAAUUCAUACACGAAGGGCUGCCACCUCCUGAACCACGACGACGUGAUCGGUUCGCGUCGCGUGUCUUACAUUCUCUACAUGCCCCUCCCCAACUACCAGCUGUGGCAGCCCGAGUGGGGUGGCGCGCUCGAGCUGUACCCGGUCAAGGAAAACGCGAACGGCCAGCUUGAGCCCCAGCCCGUCCCCUCCAAGACCAUUCCGCCCAGCUGGGACCAGUUCAUCUUCUUCGAGGUCCAGCCAGGCCGCAGUUUCCAUUCGGUCGAAGAAGUCGUCGUGGGCGGAGAAGGCGAGGACGGUCGCGACCGGCUGAGCAUCUCUGGAUGGUUCCACGCCGCGCAAGAGGGAGAGGAGGGAUACAUCCCCGAGCCGCCGACGGAAGUCAAGAGCUCGCGCGAGCAGCUGGCUUCGCACCACACCGAGUUCAAGCCGUAUCCAGAGGAGAUUGCGACACCUAUGCCCGACGCGCAGUUGAAGGACGAGCAUGUGGCAUUUCUGUCAGAGUUCCUCAACCCUGUCUACUUGCAGCCGCGCACAAUGAACGCCUUGGCAGCACGCUUCGUCGAGGAAUCCUCGCUUGAGCUGCACUCCUUCCUAACGGAGGCACUUGCGUCAAGUCUGGAACCCCGCUUGCGCGAACUUGACUCACGCGACGGCCUUGGCGCCGAGCGUGGUGGACGCGUCCCGCCACACUCUGCAGGCGUCGGUGAGAACAGCGCCUGGCAGCUGCGCGGGCCACCUCACAAGUGGCGCUACUGCCAGCUGAAGCCGCACACGCCAGGCGCCGUUGCAGAGGCCGUCACUCCUCGUGCAGCCGCACGCUCGUCGGACGAGAUUGUACGGAGCCUGCAGGAUGAGCUGUUCCCGAGCCCGGCGUUCCGCGCGUGGCUGGCGGUGGUGUCGCGAUUGCUGCCGCUGCGACAUGCAGUGGAGGCACGGCGUUUCCGGCCGGGAUUGGACUACACGCUGGCUACGAGCGAGGAGAAGGAGGCGCGGUUGGAUGUAGUGCUGGGGUUGACGCCGCAAGUGCAGGCAUCGGAAGAGGAUGCGCGCACGGCGGAUUCGCGUGGGUGGCAGGUAGCGGAGUGGGGUGGUUGGGAGUGCUACAUGGCUCCGCAUAACGAGGAGGAUGACCCCGCCGUGUACCGCUCAAGUAUACACAAGAAGUCGAAGGGCGGUAAGCCCAACGGCGACGCUGAGCUUGCGGAGGCGGAUACCAACGUCGAUGGCGCGCACAACGGUCACGGCACGACGGACGGUAACGGUACUUCGAAUCGCAAGGGCACGAAUGGCAAGGUGGCAGAGGCGAAGGGCACCAACGGGAAGGUCACAAAUGGGAACGGCAAUGCGACCAAUGGCGACGCGCCGUCCAUGGAGACCGACGAAGAGGAAGAGGGACCGGGACCGGCUGACACCAGCAUGGACGUCGAGGAGGAGGAAGAGGAGGACAGCACGCUGCUGACCGUGCAGCCCGGUUUCAACCGCCUGCUCCUCGUUUUGCGCGACGAGCGGGUGAUGCGCUUCGUCAAGUACGUCUCCGCCGCCGCGGAGGGCUCGCGAUGGGACGUCUGCGGCGAGUACGAGGUCGGGGUGAUGCAGGAAGAGGAGGAGGAAGAGGAGGAGGAGGACGGCGCGGCGGAGGCAUAGCGAGGGCGGCGCGGCUGAUAGGUGUCGCCGUUCGUUAUUCGUACCUGCACAUGCGAGGGUACACCCCCUCGACGCUCCGUCCUGCGGCUUCUUGUAGGGCUUGCACGUCUCUGCUUCGUAAUACGUGUACAUUCUGUAGUCUACCUCUUUCUGUGAUGUUGCAUAGUAGUUUCAAUGUAGUAGCGUAAUUCCACCACCGUUCUUGUCUGUUGAGACGACUUUUUAUAUUCGUUGGGUCAAUAGGGCUGAUGGUUUUCAUUUGGUCGAUAGUGCUUACGGACACUGCGUCUUUCGCGCAAAUAUAGUAGACAGACUUGUACACGUACACGAAUAGAGAAUGCAGUUGGUCAUUGGAGUCCA